GAAACAAUCGCAUCACGCUCAAAACGUUUUCUUCUUCACUCUCUCUGCUUCUUCUUCUUCUCUCUCUCUCUCUCUCUCUCUCUCUCUCAGAGAAUGCAAUCGUGAAAACCCUAAACCCGCCGUGAAAGAAGAUGGAUCGCAAGGGAAAGGGUAAACAGGUCGCCGGAAAUAGUUCGUCUUCCGGCGGAAAGAAAAGGAAAAACACCGUCGAAUUCAGAGAUGAAGGUUUGAGGAUUAAGAAGCGGAAAAACCCUCAAGUUCUUCAAUUCUUCGAGGAAUCCGCUGAAGUUGGCUACUAUGGAGGCAGCUCCGACGAAGAUGAUGACGGAUUAGGUUUCCUUAACGAUAUGGAAGACGAACCUGAGGUUGUUGAAGAGAGUGGUAAGGCUGGCAAGGGAGAAAAGGGAAACUCCUCCUCUUUUGUUUUUCCAAAGGAAGAAGAUAUUAACGAGGAGGAGUUUGAUAGGAUAAUGGAAGAAAGAUACAAGCCAGGUUCUGGUUUUCUUAGAUAUGCUGAUGAUGAUGUGAAAGAUUCCAUUGAGAUGGAUGCUCUUGCUCCAACUUCCAAGGAUCCUCCCAUUUGGAAAGUCAAGUGUACGAUUGGACGGGAAAAGCAUUCGGUUGUCUGUCUCAUGCACAAAUUUGUUGAGAUGAAGAAGACAGGCACCAAAUUGCAGAUCAUAUCUGUCUUCUUUGCGGACCAUGUCAAGGGUUUUAUUUUCAUAGAAGCGGAAAAAGAACGUGACGUUCUCGAGGCAUGCAACAAUUUAACUGGUAUAUACGCUACUCGGAUGGGGUUAGUUUCUAAAGACGAAACUCCAAAUCUGCUAACUGUCCAGAGGAAAACAAAAAAAGUUUCUGAGGGAACAUGGGCUCGUGUCAAGAAUGGUAAAUACAAAGGAGAUCUUGCUCAGAUUGUGGCUGUGAGUGACACUCGAAAAAAGGCAUUAAUAAAGUUAAUUCCGAGGAUUGAUAUUCAGGCCUUGACCCAAAAAUAUGGUGGGGGAGUUACUAUCAAAAAAGUCCAGACUCCAGCUCCAAGAUUGAUCAGUUCAAGCGAACUCGAAAGAAAAAUAUUANGAGAUGAAGGUUUGAGGAUUAAGAAGCGGAAAAACCCUCAAGUUCUUCAAUUCUUCGAGGAAUCCGCUGAAGUUGGCUACUAUGGAGGCAGCUCCGACGAAGAUGAUGACGGAUUAGGUUUCCUUAACGAUAUGGAAGACGAACCUGAGGUUGUUGAAGAGAGUGGUAAGGCUGGCAAGGGAGAAAAGGGAAACUCCUCCUCUUUUGUUUUUCCAAAGGAAGAAGAUAUUAACGAGGAGGAGUUUGAUAGGAUAAUGGAAGAAAGAUACAAGCCAGGUUCUGGUUUUCUUAGAUAUGCUGAUGAUGAUGUGAAAGAUUCCAUUGAGAUGGAUGCUCUUGCUCCAACUUCCAAGGAUCCUCCCAUUUGGAAAGUCAAGUGUACGAUUGGACGGGAAAAGCAUUCGGUUGNUUACAAGUUUGGAGGAUAUUGGUUGGGGAUAAUCAUUAUGUGUUUGACNAAGAUUUCCAAAGGCCCAUCCGAGGGUAAACAAGGAGUUGUAAGGCAAGUAUACAGAGGGAUCAUAUUUCUUUAUGAUGAGAGCGAGGAAGAAAAUGGUGGAUAUUUCUGCUGCAAAUCACAAUCGUGUGAGAAAGUUAAACUCUUUACUGAAGAUUCCAGUGAGAAGACUGGUGGAUUUGAUGCUUCAGCUUUUGGAGAUUCUGUAUCUUCCCCAAAAUCGCCACUAUCUCCUGAAAAAGAGUGGCAGCCCAGGGAAAAAUACAGUAACUCCAAUAAAGGAGACAGAGGUGGCAUGUAUUCUAUUGGCCAAAAGCUGAGGAUACGUGUUGGUCCAUUGAAGGGGUAUCUCUGCCGUGUAAUAGCUUUACGCUAUUCUGAUGUUACAGUCAAGCUUGAUUCCCAGCAUAAGCUUUUAACAGUUAAAAGUGAGCAUCUUGCUGAGGUUCGUGACAGAAACACUGUGUUAAGUACAAGUGGGGAUCCGGGGAGUGGUUCCUUUCAACCUUUUGACAUGCUUGGGACAGAAGGCAGCUCUGGAGACUGGACGAAAGGAGUGGGCUCGUCAGGAGAGGUUGGUAACUGGAAUAUAGGAGCUGCGUCUACUGAUUUGAACACAUGGGGCAGUAAGCCUACGUCUGACAUUUCAUUUCAGCAGCCGACAGUUCCGGAUGAUAAUACUUCAACGUGGGCCAAUGCAGCAGCUGAGAAAAAAUCGUCCUCGGCUAGUGAUCAACCUGGUGGUUGGAAUUCCUGGGAUAAACCACCUGCUUCUGAAGCUGAUACUGUUGGUGGGUGGGGAGAUGCAGGUGCUUCAAAAGUUGAAGCUUCUUCGUGGGAACAAGGAGCUUCUACUUCCACUGUUGCAGAUUUAGGUUCCUGGGGCACGCACGGUAGAAGCUCUGAUGGUAAUAAGCAAGCAGAGGACUCAGUAUGGGGUAAACUAUGUGAAGCUUCUGAAUCUGGUUUGGAAAAGGGAAAUGGAGAAUCUAAUUGGGGUAACAAAGAUGGAAAUUCCAGCGCAAAUAACAAAGAGGGAGCUUCCUGGGGACAACAGGAUAAAGGCUUUGACGGGAGCAAGGGAGACUCUGCAUGGGAUAAUCAAGGUGGAGGUUUUGGUUCAGGAGAAAGGAAAGAUGGUUCUUCUGGUUGGAACAAGUCAGCAGAAGAUUCCAAUGCCAGUAGUAAGGGAGUUACUGGCUGGGGUAAACCAGAUGAUGUGUCUUCAUGGGGUAAUCAGGAUAAAGGAGGGUCCUCAUGUGUUGAACCUGGCGGUGGUUCUUCAUGGAGUAUGCAAGACGGGGGAUCGUGGGACAAAAAGGACGACAGAGGAUCAUCAUGGAGUAAGAAAGAUGAUGGUCAUAAGGAUGACGGAGGAUCUUCAUGGGGUAAAAAAGUUGAUGGAGGAUCUUCUUGGGGCAAAAAGGAUGAUGGAGGAUCAUCAUGGAGUAAGAAGGAUGAUGGUGGAUCUUCUUGGGGAAAAACGGAUGAUGGAGGAUCAUCAUGGGGUAAGAAGAAUUACGGAGGAUCAUCAUGGGGUAAGAAGAAUGACGGAGGAUCAUCAUGGGGUGAGAAGAAUGACGGAGGAUCGUCGUGGGAUAAGAAAGAUGACGGUCACAAGGAUAACGGAGGAUCUUCAUGGGCUAAAAAUGUUGACGGAGGAUCUUCUUGGGGAAAUAAGGAUGAUGGAGGAUCAUCAUGGGGCAAGAAAGAUGAUGGAGGAUCUUCUUGGGGUAAGAAAGAUGACGGAGGAUCAUCGUGGGAUAAGAAAGAUGACGGUCACAAGGAUAACGGAGGAUCUUCAUGGGCUAAACAUGUUGAAGGAGGAUCUUCUUGGGGAAAAAAGGAUGAUGGAGGAUCUUCUUGGGGUAAGAAGAAUGAUGGAGGAUCAUCGUGGGAUAAGAAAGAUGACGGUCACAAGGAUAACGGAGGAUCUUCUUGGGCUAAAACUGUUGACGGAGGAUCUUCUUGGGGAAAAAACGAUGAUGGAGGAUCAUCAUGGGGCAAGAAGGAUGUGGGAGGAUCUUCUUGGGGAAAAAAGGACGAUGGAGGAUCGUCGUGGGAUAACAAGGAUGAUGGAGGGUACUCGGGACAAACAUUUGAUAGGGGAGGACGUGGGUUUGGUGGGAGAAGAGGAGGUCGUCGAGGUGGGAGGGAUCAGUCUGGGAGGGGAAGAUCCUUCAGUAAUUCCGAGGAUCCAACUCCAUGGAAUAAACCAAGUGGCGGAUCUAGCUGGGGCAAGCAAGACGGUGUUGGUGGCAAUGGUUCUGCCUGGGGUAAGCAGAAUGAUACUAGUGGUGGAUCAAGCUGGGGCAGGCAGAAUGAUACUAGUGGUGGAUCAGGCUGGGGCAGGCAGAAUGAUACUAGUGGUGGAUCAAGCUGGGGCAGGCAGAAUGAUGGUGAUUCCAAACCUUGGAAUGAACACAAUGGUGCUGGUCGUGGGUUUGGUGGAAGAAGGGGAGGAGGGGGAUUCCGAGGAAGUUUCCGUGGAGGUAGAAACCAAUCAGGUAGAGAAGGAGGAAGGUCCUUUGAUGGUGAUCAAUCAUCUAGCUGGAAAACAGACAAUCAAGAAAACACUUGGAAGAGCGACCAAAGUGGUGGAUCAGACUGGAAAAAAGGUUGGGGAGAGAAUUCAAACGGUAGCAAGCCGUCCGGUUCGUCCUCUGGUGGUUGUGCCGGUAACUGGCCUGGCUGGGAUACUAACUCAAAGAAAGAAACCAAUGAUAAACCGGGAAACGAAAGCAAAUCAGCUUGGGGAACCAGUAACGAUCAGGCGACUACCGGAAACAACACUGACAGUUGGAACAAGAAGCCUAACAGUGAUGUUGGUACGAGUGGAGAAGCUGAUAACGCAUGGGGCGGCAAAACAAAUGCAGUGGAGUCUUCACCAAGUGGCUCGGCAGCGUGGGGAACCAGUAACGAUCAGGCGAAUACCGGUAACAACACUGACAGUUGGAACAAGAAGCCUAACAGUGAUGUUGGUACGAGUGGAGAAGCUGAUAACGCAUGGGGCGGCAAAACUAAUGCAGUAUCGUCCUCACCUAGUGGCUCGGCAGCGUGGGGAACCGAUGACAAAAAAUCUGGAUGGUAAAAAAGAAAUCCCGAAUUGACUUGUAAUUAAACUUCCACUAUCUAUCUCUAUCGAAGUCUCAACUCUAAACUCUAGUUAAACGCCAUGAGGUGUGUCUUUUAUUUAGUCUCUGGACUUUCCUUUUUUUGGCCCUCGUGGUUCAGUUUGUUUAUGCCGUUGCUAAGACUGAUCAAGGACCGAUUUUUUGUAGCUGUUUAUAAUGGCAUUAUUUGCAGCUUUUUAUAUA
This is a messenger RNA of Camelina sativa (false flax), 4854 nucleotides long. Lineage: Eukaryota; Viridiplantae; Streptophyta; Magnoliopsida; Brassicales; Brassicaceae. The record is from RefSeq and is a predicted model, not a curated record.